Molecule: messenger RNA, 2676 nt
Organism: Eimeria tenella
Lineage: Eukaryota; Apicomplexa; Conoidasida; Eucoccidiorida; Eimeriidae
Exons: 12
Coding region: 1-2676 (891 amino acids)
Source: RefSeq, a predicted model, not a curated record
AUGGACAAAGAAGAAGUUGAGGACUUGAUCAAGAAGUGUUUUGAAGCAGACAACAACGGAGAGAUUAAUUUUCUUAGCUUUUGGGCUGGCAUGGAGAAUCUUCUUGAACUCUUGGGGAUCCGAGAGCCAACUACGCAUAUUGACGAUAAGGUUUAUGGGCUGCAGGUUUUCAGGGAUGGGUUGCUUGCUGAGGCUAUGAGGAAGCAACAGGGACCGACCAGCAGCGUGCUGCUUUCCAGAGACGAAGUGCUCCAAAUCAUCGACCAGACGAACAAGUCGGUUACCUUCCGUCAUAAUGAACGGCAAAUGGAGGACAGGAGAUGCGGUUCACUUCAGGCACGGGAGGCAUGCCCCUCUAGCCUGUUUUGGGAUGAAGUGCACAGGGAGACGUCUCUCUUGGAGCCGACGUCUGUCCUAUCGAUUACAGAACUAUCCAUGAUGGUUUUUGGAUUUCUGAAGAGCUAUCUUCAAGAGAAAUCCACAGCUAUCAGGCUACCAGAUGGGGAUUCUCAGGAUGCUGGUCAACCUGCAACACCCCCAGACUCUGGACGGAUUGUUCCGUCUACUUUGUCCCGAGCCAGCAGCGCUACGUCUGAGUUCCACUGUGUGCCAGUUUGGGCUUCCCCUAACAUCGGCAGUGCUGGAGCCACCUAUGAAAAAGACGCGAAGGACCAAAAGCUGCGGAGCGGUAACUCAGCUGCCUCCAGUCUGGCAUGUGACGGGCUCGACGAGAACUAUGGUGACGAGUCGCAACGCGGGCAAUGGCGAGGGAGUCCGAGAAUGGAGCAUGCACUAAGCGAACAACAAGAACGUCCCGUGAGCGGAAGCUCUGCUUCAAGCACAGCAUGCCCAGCUGGACCAAGACACGACGGAGGCUCCGAACAUCGCUCAUUUGAAGAGUCUUCACGAUCAGCACGUGAUGAUAUCUUGGCGCUCUUGAAGACCGUUGAAUCGGAAGACCCCUUUGUCCAGCUGCGAGAACUGCUGAUUUUUGCCGGGAGAUCCACGGAGAGUGGGAUGCUGUCUAAGAAGGAAGUACAGCACUUGCGGUACUUGAAUGCAGCUGCAAUUGACUGUAUGGACCGAAUAGCUGCCGAGCGUGACAAACGAAACGAUGAGAUGAAUGACGCAGUGUUAUCGCUUAGACGGAUGAGAACAGAGAAGCAACAGCUUGUCGAGCGCUUGGAAGGCUUUGAACACGAGCACAGCCAGUUGCGCAUGCAACAGGAACAGCAUUUAUGCGACCAGGAGAAACUUCAUCAGCUGCAGGCGGCGCUGAGCUCUGGGCAAAUGGAGAGAGAGCGGAUCGAGGCCUUGCUGCAUGAUAAAGAGGAGAAUUUGCUUUGUGUAACCCGCGAGAAGGAUGCCCUUAUCGACAAGCUUACCUUGCAAAGUGAGCACUUGAACCGCCUUUUGGCUGUUGCACAAAAGGAAAAAGCCGAUGCUGCUGAAGAACUUCGCCAGACAAAGGAAACGCUGACGCGAGAAAAGGAAACACUGGAAGGGCAACUCCGCUUCGCAGAAGACAGAGCCAGGGCGGCAGAAGCAGCGCGUCAGCAGCUUCAGGGCGACAUAAGUGCCGGUACUUCAACCCUUCGACAGCGGAUCUUGGAGCUCGAGGAAGAUAAGCAAAGACAAGAGGCUGAGGCGGAGGAGAAUGACGCCUUAAUACAACAGUUGCAGGGGAGGCUCGAGGAGAAAGUUCAGCAAGUCACAAUACUGGAGGUAAAGAACAAACAACAAGCUCGUCUGUUGCAGCAGGUCCGUGGUGUGCGUAAUUGUUUGAUGCAAAUUCUGCAAGAGUCAAGGCAAGAAGAGCCAGUAAAAGACGCAUCGUACGCCAAUGAAGUCGGAACAGCGCAGCGCGACCAUGAGUUAAUGAAGCUGAAGGCAGGGAUGAAGGCUGCCCUGGCACAUAUCAAGGACUUGGAGGCCUUUACCGAUGAGAUGAGAAAGCAGCACAGACGUGGUGUUCAUCCGCGCUAUGAACUAGCUGCAACCGCAGGCGAGUCUUCUGCACGUUCUUUACAAAAAAGGCAAGUGGAUCACUUAGUCGGCGCAUCUUGGAGAGCUCUACCAACUCUUGGAGACGAACUGGAGAUGUCGCAGGCGCCCUCUGCUUCGGACAGUAGCAGGGAUGGCUCUGGCUCUGGCAUUCAAAAGCAGCCUAGCAGGCCAACUGAAGGCAGGCAAGUUAGUGAAAAAAGUGCUUUUUCUUUUCCGAGGGGAAACGAGUUUACCAAAGAAAAUACUAGCGAAGAACCUGAAACGUCAAAGCGACGACAGAGUGAAAGUGCUGCCACAAACAUUAACGAGAUGGACCUCAAAGCACCUUUGAUUGAAGCGGUCGCUACCAGCGAGCAAUCGGCUACAGGCGCGAAGCAAAUAGCUUACUCUAGCGGAGUGGUUAACGCCGAUAUUCCCGCUGUGCGGCGGCCCCGCGACUCACAUCCAGGAGCUUCUGUAAGUGACACUGAACUACUGUUCGUCAGGUGGGGAGCUGAAUACCCUUAUGCUGCAGUACGCUCUGAGCCUUCGACAACAGAUGGUGUUUCCAAGGAACCAACCUCUUCCGCAAGCCUUCCAGAAGCUGAAGAUAUUUUCGAUCCGCUCGAUUUGCUUAGAUUUGAAGAUUCGGUGAAAGAGGAGGGCGAAGAGGAGUACGUGCACAAUUGA